AUGGCGGAUUCCAACCCUGUUAAGGAGGCCGAGGUCUCCAUGGCCAACCUUCUGCUUGAUGAGGUCACCGGCGAGAAGGUGUCCAAGUCUGAAUUGAAGAGACGCCAGAAGCUGCGUGAGAAGGAGAACAAGAAGAAGGAAAAGGAAGCCGCUGCUCCUCCCAAGGCUGAGAAGAAGGUUUCCGCCGAGGACGAGGAGUCAAAUUUGACUCCCAACCAAUACUUCGAGAUCCGCAGCAAGAGAAUCAACAAGUUGCGCGAGACCAAGAACCCGGAUCCCUACCCCCACAAGUUCCACGUCACCAAUGAUCUGCGCGAGUUCGUCAAGGAGUACGAGGGUCUCCAGAAGGGCGAGCAGAAGCCCGAAAUCCCUAUCCGCAUCGCCGGUCGUAUUUACACCAAGCGCUCUUCUGGUCCCAAACUGUACUUCUACGACAUUCGCGCCGAGGGUGUCAAGAUCCAGGUCUUCUGCCAGGCUCAGAACGCCACCGGAAAUGUGCCUUUCGAGGACCAGCACGAGCUUCUUCGCCGUGGUGAUAUCGUCGGUAUCGUCGGUUUCCCCGGUCGUACCGCCCCGAAGAAUCGCCCCGAUGGUGAGCUGUCCAUCUUCGCCACCGAGGUCAUUCUCCUGUCGCCCUGCUUGCACGCUAUUCCCUCCGAGCACUACGGUUUCCAGGACAAGGAGCAGCGUUACCGUCAACGCUACCUGGACCUGAUCAUGAACGACCGCUCUCGUAACAUCUUCCGCACCCGUGCCAAGAUCGUCAGCUACAUCCGCCACUACCUCGAUUCUCGUGACUUCACCGAGGUCGAGACUCCUAUGAUGAAUGCCAUUGCCGGUGGUGCUACCGCCAAGCCCUUCGUCACCCACCACAACGAGCAUGACAUGAACCUCUUCAUGCGUAUUGCCCCGGAGCUGUACCUGAAGCAGCUGAUUGUUGGUGGACUUGAGAGAGUUUACGAGAUGGGACGGCAAUUCCGCAACGAGGGUAUUGAUCUGACCCACAACCCUGAAUUCACCACUUGCGAAUUUUACAUGGCCUACGCCGAUAUGUACGACCUGAUGAACAUGACCGAGGAGCUGGUUUCUGGCUUGGUCAAGGAGCUCACCGGUGGAUAUGAGACUGUCUUCCACAGCCAGGAUGGUAAAGAGUACAAUGUUAACUGGAAGGCUCCUUGGCGGCGAGUGGAGAUGAUGCCGGCCCUGGAGGAGGCCUGCGGGGAGAAGUUCCCACCCAGUGAUCAACUCCACACCCAGGAGACCAACGAGUUCCUCAAGAAGAUGCUCAAGAAGAUGAACCUCGACUGCUCACCGCCCCUCACCAACGCCCGCAUGCUGGACAAGAUGGUUGGUGAAUUCAUCGAAGAUACCUGCAUCAACCCCACCUUCAUUUUCGGCCACCCCCAGAUGAUGUCCCCCUUGGCCAAGUAUGACCGCACCAAGCCCGGUAUCUGUGAGCGUUUCGAGGCUUUCUGUAUCGGAAAGGAGAUCUGUAACUCUUACACCGAGUUGAACGAUCCCUUCGACCAGCGUCUGCGCUUCGAGGAGCAAGCCCGCCAGAAGGACCAGGGAGAUGACGAGGCGCAAUUGGUUGAUGAGACUUUCUGCACCUCUCUCGAGUACGGACUGCCUCCGACUGGUGGUUGGGGCUUGGGUAUCGAUCGUCUGGUCAUGUUCCUCACCAACAACUACAGUAUCAAGGAGGUCCUCACCUUCCCCUUCAUGAAGGAGGACAAGACUGCCCCCGAGGCCAAGUCCGCUGCCGAGAUUGCUGGAAUUGAGCCCCAGCCCGAGGAGGGAAUCCCCCAUAAAUAA
Messenger RNA from Penicillium odoratum, 1815 nucleotides. Its product is annotated as lysine--tRNA ligase KRS1. Gene Ontology annotation, biological process: lysyl-tRNA aminoacylation. The transcript has 3 exons. Gene Ontology annotation, molecular function: ATP binding; lysine-tRNA ligase activity; tRNA binding. Gene Ontology annotation, cellular component: cytoplasm; cytosol. The coding region runs from base 1 to 1815 and encodes 604 amino acids. Lineage: Eukaryota; Fungi; Ascomycota; Eurotiomycetes; Eurotiales; Aspergillaceae. The record is from RefSeq and is a predicted model, not a curated record.